GUGAAUGUCGGAUGUGUCCCCAAAAAGGUAAUGUGGAACACAGCUGUCCACUCAGAAUUCAUGCACGAUCACAUGGAUUAUGGCUUUCAGAAUUGUGAGAGUAAAUUCAAUUGGCAUGUCAUCAAGGAGAAGCGUGAUGCCUAUGUGAGCCGCCUGAACACUAUCUACCAGAACAAUUUAACCAAGUCCCACAUAGAAAUCAUCCAUGGCUAUGCAGCAUUUGCAGAUGGUCCUCAGCCCACGGUUGAAGUCAAUGGGAAAAAGUACACUGCACCUCACAUCCUGAUUGCCACAGGUGGUGUGCCCACAGUUCCUCAAGAGAGCCAGAUCCCAGGUGCCAGCUUGGGAAUAACCAGUGAUGGGUUUUUUCAGCUGGAGGACCUGCCUAGCCGCAGUGUCAUUGUGGGUGCGGGUUACAUUGCCGUGGAGAUAGCUGGCAUCCUCUCUGCCCUGGGCUCCAAGACAUCUCUUAUGAUAAGGCAUGAUAAGGUUCUUAGAAACUUUGAUUCACUCAUCAGUUCCAACUGCACUGAGGAGCUGGAGAACGCUGGCGUGGAAGUGCUGAAGUUCUCACAGGUAAAGGAAGUAAAAAAGACACCAUCCGGCUUGGAACUCCUCAUGGUUACUGCUGUUCCUGGUAGGAAACCCACCACAACCAUGAUUCCAGAUGUUGACUGCCUGCUCUGGGCCAUUGGACGUGACCCAAAUUCUAGGGGCCUGAAUUUAAAUAAACUGGGGAUUCAGACAGAUGAAAAAGGCCAUAUCAUCGUAGACGAAUUCCAGAAUACCAAUGUGAAAGGCGUCUAUGCUGUGGGAGAUGUCUGUGGGAGAGCACUUCUCACCCCAGUUGCAAUAGCUGCUGGCCGGAAACUGGCCCAUAGACUUUUUGAAUGCAAAGAAGAUUCCAAAUUAGACUAUGACAACAUCCCUACCGUGGUCUUCAGCCACCCCCCUAUUGGGACAGUGGGGCUCACUGAAGAUGAAGCCGUUCAUAAAUAUGGAAAAGAGAGUGUGAAAAUCUACUCAACUACCUUUACCCCAAUGUAUCAUGCUGUGACCACAAGGAAGACCAAAUGUGUGAUGAAAAUGGUUUGUGCCAACAAAGAGGAAAAGGUGGUCGGGAUCCACAUGCAGGGGAUUGGGUGUGAUGAAAUGCUUCAAGGCUUUGCUGUAGCAGUGAAAAUGGGGGCCACCAAGGCCGACUUUGACAACACGGUUGCCAUUCACCCUACCUCUUCAGAAGAGCUGGUUACACUCCGUUGAGCGCCCAGGGACUCGGAUAGCUGGCUGGCAGUCGGACCAGUAGACUUCUAAGAGCCGACGUAUCAAGUUUACUUCCCGCUCCAGCUUUAUAUAUUUCUUUAUUUUAAUCAGGAUCUUCUGGUGGUAUACAUUUUUAGUUUAAAAAAAAAAAUUAUUUAUCCAAUCGGAAAUUUGUUUUGUUAAUCUGGGGUUGGUUUUCAUUUGAUAAUAUUUCACAGUAGUUAAUAUUUUUAAUUUUUUAUUAACA
This is a messenger RNA of Cricetulus griseus (Chinese hamster), 1510 nucleotides long. The record is from RefSeq and is a predicted model, not a curated record. NCBI's taxonomy places the organism in Eukaryota, Metazoa, Chordata, Mammalia, Rodentia, Cricetidae.